AUGGAUUGCUUAGAUACUUUGAUCGAACUACUUGACUCUAAUGACCCUAUAGACAACAUCCCGACCACACACCUUGCACCUAAGAGCCGAUUUACCCCCCAUUUGAAAGACUACAAAAAUAUUGAAGUCUUUUUGGAGAUGGUCUGUAGAGAUAUUGAAAAGGCAGACUUGGGAGAUCAGAACAUUAAAAUCUGUGGUAAUCUUACUAGAAUGGAAAAAUUGGCAUUAAAACAACUUAACGAGAAUGAUGAUCUGGUAAUUAAACCAUCCGACAAGGGUGGGAAUAUAGUGCUUAUGGAUCGGUCUAACUACAUCCAAAUGGCACAGCGCCUACUGGACGAUAGGGAAACCUAUCAGAUUCUCAGUCACGAUCCCACCCCACAAUAUUCUGCUGAAAUUAAAACUUUGCUGAACCAAGCUUUAAUAGACAAACUCAUUACUAAAAAUGAGUUUGAUUUUAUGCUGGUUAAACAACCAGUACUUUCAACAUUUUAUAGUCUACCUAAAGUGCAUAAAUCUCUUGAUAAUCCUUCAGGUAGACCAAUUGUGUCGGGAUGUGGCAACUUGACUCAGAAUUUGAGUAUAUACUUAGACAAAAUCUUGUCCCCUAUUGUGUCAAAAUUACCCUCUCAUAUAAGGGACACUAAGCAGAUGUUAAACUUUUUGAAGGACUUAUCCAUACCAGAGCAAGCUUUGCUAUGGAGCCUGGAUGUGGAAUCUUUGUAUAGCUCUAUACCACAAAUGAAGGGUAUUGAUAACGUCAAAACCAUCUUAGAACAAGAGCUUCAGUCCCCAUAUCUCUACAUUGAUUUCGUCUCAGAUGUACUCAGAACGGUACUGACUAAAAACAUUUUCCUAUUUAAUGGUAACAUUUACCAACAAAUAAAAGGGACAGCUAUGGGGACUCCUUGUGCCCCUUCUUAUGCGAACCUUUAUUUAGGAAUUUGGGAGAAUAAAAUCCUAAAGGCACCACACUUACGGAAAUACUCAGAGUCAAUAGCAUGCUGGAAAAGGUACAUCGAUGACGUACUAAUUGUAUGGACGGGGUCUAUUAAGGAUUUUGAGGAAUUUGUCAAAAUCCUGAACAAAAAUGAUUUUGAUUUGAGAUUUACUAGUGAGCUAGGUGGUAACCAAAUUAACUUCCUAGACAUUACCAUCACAAUAAAGGAAGGGGGACUGGUACAAACAACCCUGUUCAAGAAACAUACGGCUACGAAUAGUCUCUUGAACUGGACUAGUUAUCACCCACAACCACUCAAGGCUGGCAUUCCAAUCGGCCAGUACCUCCGACUAAGACGCAAUUGCUGGUCCACACAGGACUUUAAGACCAAAGCCUGGGAAUUAAGGAAAGCCUUCAAGGAUAAGGGAUAUCCGAAUAGGGUCCUACGGAGGGCAUACGCUAGAGCCAUCAAAACCGACCGAGACACACUUCUCAUUGAUGAGAAUGCACAAUCAGAAGAUAAAAAACUGAUUAGAUGCAUUGCCACAUAUGAUGCGGGGUGGGACUAUAUGAUGGACACACUUAGGCGUUACUGGCCGAUCCUUAAGUCCGACCCACAUUUGAAACAUGUAAUUACUUCUUUCCCCUCAGUUACGGCAAGGAGGGGGAGUAAUUUUCGAGAUACCCUGGUACAGAGUCACUUGGCACCCCGGAAAAAGGGCCUUAAUAAUUACCUACCGAAGGGUUCAUACAAAUGUGGACAUUGCAGCGCAUGUGAAUUUAUGGAAAGGAACUCCAAAGAAUUCACUGAUAGUAAUAAUACAGAUGCCUUCCCUGUUCGAUCAUUUUUUAAUUGCAGAACAGAGGGU
Molecule: messenger RNA, 1809 nt
Organism: Pelobates cultripes (western spadefoot toad)
Lineage: Eukaryota; Metazoa; Chordata; Amphibia; Anura; Pelobatidae
Source: the annotation of a GenBank genome assembly